AUGUUCCAAAAGCCGGCGCACAUUAGGGCCAAGGAGAGGGAGGAAGAAGAGCAGGCGAAAAAGACGGACGAAGGGGUCCAACUUCGCAAAAAGCAAGGCGAGGACACAACAACCGGCGAGCAGGUUUGGUACUCGCGCCGGGUCGAGAAUGGAUGCCAAAUCCAUUGGGUCAUCAUUACGCACGGCAAAAAAUACGAGCUCCGGCUGCCCAACGGCGUUCGGGCAGAAGAGAAAGUACCAGAGGACCAGAGGAUCAACACAUUUGAGCCCCCGCGCGAGUACGAGGACAGAAUCCUGCCGUGGUCGCUGAAGGAAGAGGCGAACAGACUUCGGACGUUGAACCUCACGAGGCCGACCAAGGGCCACACACAAGACUACAUCAUCUGUCAGAUAGGCUGGACAGCCCUCACCGGAGACGAGGUCGACGCUAAGUGGAAGGCCGCGCGCAAAGCCAUCGAGGCGAACGCGCUCAGUUUCGACGACUGCCUGGCUCUCCUCAGGGACUUCGCCGACAUCAUCAAGAAGCCCGAGGGGUGCGCGCUGGACUACGCCUGGUUCGCCGAGACGCUCGAGAUACCGUCCCACCGGCUGCACGAGAUCACGCCCGAGAAGGCCGUCCGGUCUUUCCAGCGCAUGUUGCAGAGCGGGGGCGGCUUGGGGUUGGCCGGCGCCGGCGCGGGAGCGGGGAUCGCGUACGGCGCGUACGAGGCCGGCGAGAUGAUGGAGUCUAUGGGGCGCAACGGCAAUGUGGGCGUCCCCGCCGCGGCCGUGGACGGGACUUGCGGUGCUGCUUGGUGUUGCAGCUCGGGGUGUUGGGACUGGAGCUGUUGCGAGCUGUGCGUGUGCCUCCCGUGUGCGGGAGGAGGAGCAUGCUAG
This is a messenger RNA of Colletotrichum destructivum, 876 nucleotides long. RefSeq lists its product as uncharacterized. The transcript has a single exon. The record is from RefSeq and is a predicted model, not a curated record. The coding region runs from base 1 to 876 and encodes 291 amino acids. NCBI's taxonomy places the organism in Eukaryota, Fungi, Ascomycota, Sordariomycetes, Glomerellales, Glomerellaceae.